CGUUCCCGCCUCCCGCCCUCUCCCCGCGUCCCUGCCCGGGCAGCGUGCGCGCUGCGAAACCCCCGAGCCGCCGCCCGCCCGGCCCGGCCCUGCUCCGCCGCCCGCAGCGCCUCUCCCUUAGACGCUCCGGGGGGUGAAUAAACCGGUCGGGCGUGUCCGUCCCCCGCCCGCCCGCCUGCCUUCCCUCCUCCCCUCCCUCUCCCCUUCCCCUCCCUCCCCGUCCCUUCCUCUCUCCGCCUGGUGCCGCCACUGCUGCCGAGGAGGAGGAACAUGGCGAAAGCGGAGCAGGUCCUCAGCCUCGAACCGCAGCACGAGCUCAAAUUCAAAGGUCCUUUCACAGAUGUUGUCACUACAAACCUGAAACUUGGCAAUCCUACAGACAGAAAUGUGUGCUUCAAAGUUAAGACCACAGCACCACGUAGAUACUGUGUAAGGCCUAACAGUGGAAUUAUUGAUGCAGGAACAUCAAUUAAUGUUUCUGUGAUGCUACAGCCUUUUGACUAUGACCCUAAUGAGAAAAGUAAACACAAGUUUAUGGUUCAAUCUAUGUUUGCUCCAGCUGAUACUUCAGAUAUGGAAGCAGUAUGGAAAGAAGCAAAACCAGAAGAACUCAUGGAUUCAAAACUUAGGUGUGUGUUUGAGCUACCAGCGGAAAAUGAUAAGCCUCAUGACAUAGAAAUAAAUAAAAUUGUAUCCACAACUGCAACAAAGACAGAUUCCUCUGUAAUGUCUAAAUCAAUAAGUUCUUCUUUGGAUGACACUGAAGUUAAGAAAGUAAUGGAAGACUAUAAGAGACUUCAAGUAGAAGUUCAGAGGUUACGGGAGGAGAAUAAACAGUUUAAGGAAGAAGAUGGACUGCGGAUGAGGAAGGCACCCCAGACAAACAACCCAAUAUCUGCUUCUGCAGCUGUUGUCAAGGACGAAGGGCUCAGCUCCAGACUACUUGCUUUGGUGGUUUUGUUCUUUGUCUUUGGUGUAAUUAUAGGAAAAAUAGCCUUGUAGAGGCAGCAUGCUGGAAAUUGUAAAUUGGUUUGAUGGUUCUGCCAUAUCAUUGGAUUAAAUUUAUUCAUAACAAUGUUAAAAAAAAAAAAAAAAUGUAUGACAUCUCACAGGUCUUGCCUUUAAAUUACCCCUGCACAAAUACUAUGUAACAUAAUCUAGAAAGUUUAAAAUGUAUGAGUGAAUAAAUGAAAGAGAAUAUGCUUCAGUGAUGGAGAGGGGGAGAAAAUCAUGAUUUAACACUACAAUGGAAUAUUGUAUAUGUCAUUUUAAACAUUCUUAGACCCUGGUACAUGUUGCUGGAUUACCUUUUUAAAAAAAAAAAGAAAAAAAAAAAGGAAAAACAGAAAAAACUAUUCCUCCACUGCUGGAGCUGGCCCUAUUGGAUGUUUGGAGCUGGGUUAGGCAGGAGGUGUUGAUAACCUGUAAAAUACGUUAAUCCACCAUUCUGCUCAUAAAUUUAACAGUUUCUGUCAGUGUCUUCAACUCUGUGCAAGUUAUCAAUUUCUUGGCACUUAAAUGAAUAGUGAGAAGCCGAAAAGAAUUGUAUGUGGCAAUGCUGAAUGUGCUAGGCAUCGUUAAGAGGCACAUAUUGACUGGUAUGAUGCUCAUUUGGAAUAAAGGUCAAUGCCUUGUUCUCAUAAAGGGACCAAGCUACAUUGCUGUUGGUUCAUUUAGUUGAAUUAAAAUGUUAUUCAGAGAUGUUUAAUGCAUAUUUAACUUAUUUAAUGUAUUUCAUCUCAUGUUUCCUUAUUGUCAUGAAAUUGACUAAUACUAUAUGGUAUGAAAAGGCACCUGUUUAAAGCCAGUGACUAAAACUAAAAAUUUGCUGCUGUAGUGAUGCGAGAUUCUUCUGCCUCCUGGUGUUUUGGGCACUACACAAUUGUUGGGAGUUUUGAUCAUCUGAGCAUUGGAGAAACAGUGGUCAGGAAACUGUUUUUGUAUGUAAAUAAGUCUAUUUAGGGGAAAAAAUAUUAGUAGUAAACUAGUCCUAUGCCGUAAAAGACCAAUCCUGUUUGACUAUGUAGCAUCUUAAAAAAAAAAAAAAAGAAGAAAAAAAAAAAAAAAAGAAAAGAAAAAUUAAAUAAAGCCCCCAAAUUAAUGUUUCCUUUGUUACUUUUGUCAUGUUCUCACAGUUUUAGAGCGAGGAGGAAACAAUAUUCUCUGUCAACUUUGUUUAUGGCAUAAGGAAACUUGCAGCCUUGUUUCAAGAUGAAUUUUUUUUUUCCAGCCUAGUUUUAAAAUCGAUCCAAACAACCCCAUCAUGAGCCUGAUAUACGUAAGUGUUGUUCAGAGUAACCAUGCUGACUGCUGAGGUACAAGGUAACUUCCUAUUUUUCAGUUUAGUUGGGUUCAGUAGUUGAGAUGCUUGAUACCAUGUUGAAAGUAAGGUUAAGGUAAUUUUCUUUCUGUGCAUAUUUUUAGUACAAAAUACAUAAACUCAGUGUGUUUCAACAUGUUGAAUUUCAGUAGAUGAAAUAGCUUUUGAGCAAGUAAAUUCCUGUAUUCUUGGAUGGUAGGUCCAAAAGCCCUUGGUGACAAAAGUUUUUGUAGCACCUUUCAGGAUUAAGAUACCUAUUCUACGUGACUUCUUUCAUUCCUUUCUUAUUCCUGUGAUUUUUUGAGAAAGCUGUUUGGGCUGCAGCCUGUCUGCUACACUCGUUGACCUUUAUAUUUGUUCCACUUGUGUCUCAAGGGUUUCCUGCUUUGCAAGUACAAAUAAGUGGAAAUUUUACGUGAGGUUUAAUAAGAAAAUUGAGGGAAAAAAAUCUGAACUGGUGUGUUCAGCUUAUGAACGCAACUCUGGAAGUACCUCUUAAAGAUUCAACAGAAAUGAGAGGUGUAUCUUUAGCAUUUUAAAGUGCUACUGCCUUGUCUGCUCAGAGUGGUAGUGGGAAAGCUAUUGAGGUAUGCCUGUAAAAGGCACAGAAGAUGGGAGAUGAGCUGGAAAGAAUGAAGCAGUGAGUUCAGUGUGACAAAUUGGGCAGAGCCGAUCAAGAAAAAGAUACUUUCUGGGCAGUAGAAGCUAAUGAAAACUUCUACAUGAAACAUUUUAAAAGAAUCUUUUCAGAAAGACAAGGUUGUAACUGAUUUUGCAAAAUUCAUUAUAUUGGCUUUGAAGAAUAUAUUUGAGAAAACCUUUACUAAAGGGAGACUGAGCUGUGCAGUAUGGGUUGGUUUUGGUUUUUUUGAGAGGCUGUAAAUAUCUUGAUCUUUUGAGAUUUCUUUUUUUUUUUUUUUUUUUUGAGACCCCUUUGUUUGGCUGAAAAACAGCCUCAAAAAAAUGUAACAACAAAAAAUAAAUAAAAUCCCUGUCUUUGCAGAGGAAAGGGAGAGGAUUGAAGCUUUAAACUGGUCUCUUGUCAGUAUAUCUGCAGUAAUGUUCCAGGCAAAUUUUACACACACUGUUAGCUACCACAGUUGACUUUGCUGGCACAGGCAGCUCCGAGAUGAAGGGGAAAGCUGGCAGAAUGUCUGUCCUCCAUCCAGUGUUCAGUAGUCACUUCUUAGUGAUCUGUGAUAACUUUAAAUCAUUGUGAGCAAAGUUAUUCCUGUUGUUUCCAUGCUAGGAUUAUAAAGAGGUCCCAGAAAACACUCAUGCUUUGCUAGAUGUCUUACAAACGCUUAAUCAAGGAGACCAACAAACAGAGGACCUUAGUUAGUUAAGGAUCUGUUGGUAACAACUGUAACCUGCAGUUGGGGCUGACCCACACCAUCAGUCCUAAAAAAGGCUGUAAAUUAACUGCUUAUAUUUUGAAACUUAACAAAAUUUUGAGGUCUUUCCUAACCAUUUCUGACUACAGCCUGAAUAGACAGCAGCACUGAAUUAUCUGGGUAGUGCUUUGCUUUUGCUGAGCUUAAAAUAAAAUGACUGAUCAGUUGGAUUCCUUAUUACCUGUAUUUUCGACCAGACCCUUCUUUCAUAUGCAGUAAAAAGAAAUAUAAGGAUGUUUUUUCUUCCAAGGUUCCUAAAAGGCCAGUCUGUAGAUACAUGGCAAAAAUAUAUUGGAUGGAUGUUCUUAAGCCACCUGGAUCUUUUGUAAAUUGUUCCUUACAUGAUGACACCAGAGAAUGUUUUCAUGAAGUAUUCAUAGAAAGCGAGUUAUUCUGGAGGGCAUUGUAUAUCUUAGGUAGUUAUGCAUGAAACAUAGAGUUUCUAAAUACGAUUAUUAUCUGGUGUCCUCACACAACAUCAGAUAUUAGAAAACUGUAAUUGAUACAUGAUAGUAGAAAUCAAGUUAUUACUUAAUCUAAUUAUUGUCCUGACUGUUAUUUUAAGAUGCCCACUUGCAUAUACACUUACUGUUAAUUUUUGUAAGAGCCAGUAGAGGCUGCUUAGGUAGUCUUUUGUGGAGCUUUACACUCCUCUCUGCACUUUUUGGACAAAUUUGGCAUAAAUAGAUACCUAAAAUGUCUUGAAGACUAGUACUGGGAAAUGAAUGGAAAAUGGUUUCUACUAUUUUCAUGUAGCUAUCCACAUCUUAAAGCAAGUAUUCCAUGCUUGAAUGAUCAUAACUGUUGCUCUGCAUUGGCAGUUGUCAGCUGUGAAUGCACAACUGGAACAAUUGCAUAUGCAAGCUAGGGACCCAGUUUCUCGUUACUGUGGAAUAGCCUUAGGGAUUGAAGAGCAAGAUAAUACCAUGUGUGUCAUGUUGAGAGGGAUUGAUGUACCAUAAUGUAAUUUUCUAAAAAUACAGGAUUGUAAUAGCUUAAUGGUGGUAUUCCUUGUUACUUUUUUUGUCCUGAAAUGCUGUUAGUGAGAUAAAGUUGAAACCUCACUUUGCAAAUCGCUAGUUUCUUCUCACCAAUAAACUAUAAAGGGUUUCUAUUCACUGCACAUGGAAACUUACAGUUCUUAUUAUAAUCCUGACUUAGCAGUCAGCAUAUUUACAUAGUGGUAUGCACACAAAAAUGGAUUGUUAUUGUCUUAAGAUACUUGGUGUUGCAGCUGCCUAAUGAAAGAAAACUGUCUUUCCUUUUCUUCAGAAAAUGUGUAUGACACUCCUCUUAAUUGGAACACUUCCAUAAUUAUCAGACACAGUAGUGACUAAGUGUAGUAUUCGGAGUUUUUGAAACUAUACUUUUCUUGCUCUACAUGAUGUCCUGAAAUGCCAUAUCCUGAGUUCUGUUUUCUAUAUAAAGUAACUGAGAAAAAAACACAACCAAAAAUCCCUCUGUUUGAAAUUAAAGAACAUGUAAAACAAGCACUCUGAAUUUCAUGUUUGUUGUGGCUGCGUUACAGCUGCAAUAGUACUUCACAGCAGUACUAGAGCAGCUUGGGGUUGAAGAGCCCCUUUUGCAUUGUUUGAAAAUAGGUUAGCAUCCCUUACUCAAAUCUUCAAGUGAGCAAGUUCGGAAGGGACAGAUAGGUGGUGUGUGAAUUGCAGGGUAUAUAUUGGAGAAUAUUUUUUUUUUUUUUUUUGAGUCAGAAACAUUAAAAAGAAUAAAGUAAUCUGUACAGGAGUAAAGCUAGUUCAGUAUCGUGUGUGGAAGUUACUAUUCUUCAUAAUCAGAUAUAUGUCUACAGAUCUAAUUCGCUAAGUAGAAAAUAUUUGUAUAAACCAAUGUUUAGUCAGUUUAGAAAGAAAAGCAACUACUGAGCAAGGCUGCGUGUUCAUAUAGUGAAACCUAGCAGUUCUCUAGCUGUACUUCAUUAAAAGCUGACAAUGGGACACAAUGCUAGUAUAAAUCAUCCGUUACAGUUAGAUAAAUAGUGGGAUUUAUUGUUGAAGCAGGGCAAUGCUGAUCCUUUGACCACGUCCAAUUAAGAUUUCUUUAUAUUAUGCUGACAGCUUCGUGUAUACUGAAUCGCUUUGUCUAAUGGGUGUCAGUGCAAAAGUGACAUUACUCAUUGUGCUGUUAUUAACUUUUAUUUUGAUUAGGUUUAGAGGACAAAGUAAUUGUGUGUUUCCACUACUCAAAUCUGCUUGACUAUAAAAUUUGUUUGUUUUAUUAAUGGGUUGAUUUUUUUUUUACCGGUUAAAUGUAGAUUAUUUUUUAAAAUAACACAAGUAAGAGCCAGGCAGAAAUCUCUUAUAUGUAAUACUUUAAUAAGCACGCACUUGCACACUUCCAGAAUAACUGUAUACCUGUCAUUUACUCUGCUGUUUCCUGUGGCUUCGUUUCCUUUUACAGAACUGCUUUCACAAUUGUACUUUGAAGAGUAAAACUUCUGAAAACUUUACUAAACUUCCAUGUAGAUCUUUUUGCCUUCCAGUCCAGGCCGAAGUUUGUCGUGGAGCUUCUGCGUGAGUGAAAGUACAAAAAUGAACAUAGAGUCUGUGAGCACAGAAACAAAGCUGCUUUUCCUUGAAGCAAACUUGAACUUUGGAUCUUUUCUCUUAUGAUCUGUCAUUAGAAAAUGGCCUUUUCCAGAUGGCAGAAUAAAAGAAGUUAAGAAAACAAAUGAAUUAAGAAGAAUUAAUUGAAGCCGCAUAUUACAAGUUGACAUUAUACAUCUGGCAUUUCUGUUUAUGUUUCUGCAUCAGUACAUUUCAUUCUUAUUUAAUAAGUUCCUAAUUUUGUGGGGUUUUUUUUUUCCAAGAUUUUGAAGUGCCUAUGAAGAACUGAGGAAUAGCCCAUAGUAAAGUAUUGUUUCCAGCUUAGCUGUACUUCAUUUUUUUUAAUCAAAUCUUUUUCUUCAGUGGAUAAACUCACAAGAUUAGAAAAGCCUCUUGAACUCCCUCAUGUUUGAGUUGGCAAGAUUCCCACACACAAUUAUCGACACACAACUACUUUUAAAAGACCUUUAUUAAGGCUGUACAAAGUCAAGCACUCAGAAGUUAGGAAAUGGCAAAACCAAGUCUGUGCACUGUUAGUUUGGCCACUUUUUGUGAGUACGUUGCAGUAUCUGAUCAAGCCUUCAGUAGAGAGUCAGAAAGUGAGCAAAGGCUGCCCUGAAGUUGUCUAAAACUUCCCACCUUUGUGUGCCUGACCUUACAGAAACUUAAGUUCUCUUAAGAUGUGUAUAAUUAGGUUUUUUAAAGUUGAACUUUACAAAUGGCAUCGUGGUAUUAGGUGCAACCUGCAUGUGUGUCAGCAUUGAAUCCUCUUCCUCUGCAUAUGGACACCCGUUCUUGACAUAAGCAUCCAAUGUGGGGAGUAACUGAGCUGAAGCAGCAAUUUUUGUUUUCACAUUUCACUGGGAGGCCACAGAGAAGUGUGAUUGGAGCCAGGAAUUUUUGCUUCAGUUCUGAGCCCAAAAGAGUGUUCUGUGAAGGCUGCAGACUCUCCUGCCCAAUUUAUUUUCUGAUCUAUUCUGCCUGAGCUGUCAAAUCUUGCUCUGUUCCCUCCCCCAGCCCUUUGGUUCAAUCCAAGUCAUCCUCGUUCCUUCACUGUUCCUUGGCAAAGAAACCAAUGUUCAGCUGAGCAUCUUUAAAUGUUUCUUCUUCUCUGCUGCCUGUUUAUUUUCCACGUCAGUCUCUUCCCCUCGCCCUUCCAGUCUUGCUCUUCCCCCACUGCCUGUCCCAGACUUUGGGCCCACGGGAGCUCCCUUGCAGAGCGUUCCCUGACAGAUGUCUGCUCUGGUCCCGGGGGCCUUUUCCUGUCCCGGGUAACAACUCACCUUUCUCCUUCCUCUUCGAUCAAAUUUGUUCCUCCUUUUUCUUUGCUCUAUGUAGAGUUUGGAGCAGUGAGUCAUGUCAACCAUCUCCUUCCUGUCUGCAGCUUUUCUUCUGCUGUUCGAUGCAGCAUAUUUAUUUAUAGUAAAUAACAGGCUUUUAUAUUCAGUACGGGUUGUUUAUCAAAAGAACUAGCUCAAUGCUGUUCAUAUAUCCUAGUGUUUUACAACUUUUUUGUGUGUUGUCAGUUUUAAGAAUUGUUUGGGAAAUCUAGAAUGCAAAAUACAUUCUAAGCUAUUUUAAGCAGGGGAACAUGAAGAUGACUGAUUGGAAAAAUAAGUUACUUCUAAUUGAGCUGUGAAGAGAUCAGACCCAUGACUGUGUCCAGCAAACCCAGCUCAUGCUUUAAAUUUUUUCUGCCUGCUCGAGAAGCAAAAAAUUGCAAAGGCAACUUGUCUGAGUAUCUUAUGAUAUUAAAGAAGGUACAAAAGACUUCAUGCUCAGACUUAGUGCAGGAAGCUAGUAAACGUAUUCAGGGUGUUUGCAAUUUAUUUUAUUUUUCUCCGCUUUCUGGAGUGGUUAAAAAACGAUUAAACUUUUGGAAAGUAUUAUAUAGUAAGUGAAUGGGGAAGAGUUUUCCAAGACACAUGUGCCUGUUGCCAUUGACUUUCAGCUGGUAAUAACCUGCCAGCUCAUGUUCACUUGCUUUUUCUUCACAGGUACAAUACAAAAGUACAUAUUUAUUUCACAAUUGAAAGGAAUCCAGUAGUUGGGACUAAUGUUCAUCAUCUGUGUCCUAGACCUGUUUUCCUAAUGCGGUGUUAGACAUGAAACAUAAGGUUAUUUCCUUUUUUGUCUUAUGUCAGAUAAAGAUAAAUGGAUUGCAGAACUAGAAGCUGGAAUCCUGAUUACAUUCAAGCUAGGCAUACAGCCAUGCAAACUGCUAAUAAAUGUAAUUGCUGUUUCAAAAGGGCAUAGCUGAGCAAAUUUCUUAUCAAAUCUGGUAGUGAAGAAGAAAUUAGAUAGAAAAGUGAAUCAGAAUUGGCAGUUUUUUAAGUGAAAGGUAUUAAAUGGCCAAAAACACAGUAAUUUUUCAAUCGAGAAGGGGGACAACUUUGGCUAACUGCCCAUCCCGUUUCAGUGAUGAAAUGAAGGGAAAAAUUAGAUGGAAAGUAAUAUAAAACAAAUAAGAAAAAGGGAAUCAGACAGCAGUCAACUCAAAAUGAGAGUUAUGAAGUGUAGAAAAUUAAUAAGGAAAGCAAUAGCCAAAGGAAAAGGAAAAUGUACAGGUUGGAGUGCUUGGAGAGGGUGAUAAAGAGCAGAAGUUCAGAGGAAAUGUUUGUGGUAGGAUAAGGACUGUUACUAGAUGCAGGUGGUAAAACUGCGAGUGAUGAUGUAAGAGAAGUGGAAAGGUGAUGUCAUUCAUUAGCAAUGCUUAAUAUUAAAAAUUAACAUUUUUAAAUUCAGUAGGUCUAGAAACUGUGUAGGAGUGUUUCUAAGGGAGGUGCCUGGGGCAGCCUCUGACCUGCUGCUGAGAAGGGUGGCAGAGGGCCGGGUGAGCCUGGUGAUGUGGCGAGCUGACACCUGGGGGAAGGGAUGCAAAGGGAGAUGAAUGUUAACGAAGGAGCGUAAUGGAAGUCAUUUCAUUCUGUCUUGUUUUUUAGUUUUCUUUGGGAUUAGAGUGAACUGAGUAGAUCUAGGCCCCUGCAAAGCUUGGUGUUUUCUGAGAGUCACACAUUUCAGAAGUGGUCGUUCAAAGAGAACCAAAAUGAAAAGGGGGAUGCUCAGAGAAGGGUUCUGCUGGGACCCGAUAGGGUGCAGUGGUUCCAGAUCACUGCUGAAAAUAGGUACAGAAUCACUACUGCUAAAGUGGUAACAUGACAAAAAUACCCAUACCUAGGACCAAAGUAAGAGCUCCACGUGUUCCCAGUGCAGUCCCAGGGUAAAAGCCUAGUGAGUAAGAACGUGUUCUUGGUUUUAAUUACCGUUAGCAGUAAGUGAUUAUACUUCAGUAUGUCUCAGCUGUGAGAGUUGGGAAUUUGGGAUGCAGUUUGGAUAUUUACAUUUUAAAAGAGAAGCUGAGUAAUUGGAAUGGAUGGAAAAAAAGAUUCAGAAAUUACUGGUGGAGUGUGAAAAUGCCUUAGAGAAGGUGAGAGAAAACUCAGUUCGCUGAGUUUAUCUACCAAAAUUGAGAAUGUCUUGAUUACAGUGCACAAGUACCUUCACAGGGAGAAAAUACUGAACACUGCAGCUCUCAGAUCUUAAAGAGAGUGACCCACCAAGAAUCACUGACUGGCAAUCGAAGCCAAGCAAAUUCAAAUUGGAAAAAGGCACAAAUUCUUGAGAGAGAAUAACUUGUGUAAUUUAGGAAUGUUUCUCCAAAAACUGUGAACAGAACAAUAAAAGUUAUGAUAUUUAUGCAAA
Molecule: messenger RNA, 9983 nt
Organism: Tyto alba (common barn owl)
Lineage: Eukaryota; Metazoa; Chordata; Aves; Strigiformes; Tytonidae
Gene: VAPB
Product: VAMP associated protein B and C
Exons: 6
Coding region: 271-1002 (243 amino acids)
Biological process (GO): endoplasmic reticulum membrane organization
Cellular component (GO): plasma membrane; endoplasmic reticulum membrane
Molecular function (GO): FFAT motif binding
Source: RefSeq, a predicted model, not a curated record